GCUCCAGCUUCCAUUUCCAAGUACUUCCAUUUCAAAUGUUGACUGUGAUGAAUUCCAUGCCACUGUUUAGCCUCGCUCAUCAGUUACUCCGAUCUGUGAAGAAGAGGGAAAAAAACAAACUCUCAAACGGACAGUUACACCAACAAAAGAGCACGCACAAAGGCUUAUCCUCCGGGAACAAGAUCGUUCAUCACGAACAACAAGUGACCCCAAGGAUCUCCCCAGCAUCUUGACAAACCGCCGUUGUGGGGACGCCCAGGUACCAACCUCGCAUUUACUAUGUACACAAGAAAUUGACCGGGCUGAUCUGCUUACUUGCUUGCCUGCCAGUGUGCCUGCAGGCAUUGAUCGGCCAGUGUCCCGAGAAAUGACUGACGAACUCCAUCUCUUUCUUUCUUUCUAAUAUUUCGCUGUCGCUGUCGCAUUUCCACGGCAUUCUCACCGCAGCCGCUCUACACGCCCUCGCCCUUCAAGACCCGCGCCAGUCCGCUAUAGGGAGUUCCGCUUCGACACUUCAAGAUGGGUAUCAACAACCCUCUUCCGUCGUCACUUUCGUCGGAAUGUAAGAAGUGCGGUAAAAUCCUCGCCUCCUUCAUCGAGCCCAAACAAGCCUUUGGUCCCGACAAGGUGAUACCGCCAUCAGUGCUCGCGAAUGCCAAGGGUCUUGCUAUACUCACCGUCAUCAAAGCUGGUUUCCUCGGAUCUGCCCGUUUCGGUAGCGGCCUGGUAGUCGCCCGCCUCCCCGACGGCAGCUGGUCUGCCCCCACCGCCAUUGCUACGGGUGGUGCCGGCUUCGGCGGUCAGAUCGGUUUCGAGCUUACAGAUUUCGUUUUCAUUCUCAACGACGCGAGCGCCGUAAAAACCUUCGCCCAAGCUGGGUCACUUACACUUGGUGGUAACGUUUCGGUCGCGGCCGGGCCUGUCGGUAGAAAUGCCGAGGCCGCCGGAGCCGCUUCGCUGAGAAGCGUAGCGGGCAUCUUCAGUUAUUCCAAGACCAAGGGCUUGUUUGCUGGCGUGUCUCUCGAAGGUUCUAUGAUAAUCGAGCGAAAAGACGCCAAUGCAAAGCUCUAUGGUCGUCAGGUUUCCGCCAAGGAGCUCCUUUCAGGAGCCGAGCGCCCCCCGCCGCAAGCCGCUCCUCUCCUCAGCAUUCUGAACUCACGGAUUUUUGCCGGCAUGUCCUCUGGGUCUUUUGAUGACCGGAUGUAUAACGACCAGCCCGUCUAUGACAACACCCAUGACAGCGUGGUAUGGGGCGACAGGACAGGAAAUGCCUACGGCGAGGGCCAAACUCGCGAUUCCGGUUAUGGGGCAUCGGGUGGAUCGGGAGGACAAGCACACGACGAGUUUGGCCGGCCCAAGCGCGCUUCCACGUGGCAGGAUGAUGUGUACGACCAGCAGCCUCGUGGCUUCUCGAAUAACAGGGCAUCCGUACAGUACGGCCGGAAUGACACCAAUGGAGGUGGAUUCGGCGGCGGAUAUGGCGCGGCAGCGGCCCAGCAGGCGGCCGCCGACAAGAAGGUUGGCCCGGGGCGGCCGGCUGCACCGAAGCCAAAUUACGCGAGCAAACAAGCCUUAAUGAAGAAGAACGAGGCCGUUGCUCUUUACACGUUCAAUGCGGACCAACCUGGAGACUUGGGCUUCCAAAAGGGCGAGAUCAUCACUAUCCUCAAAAAAACCGACAGCGACAAUGACUGGUGGACUGGCAUGAUCGGCACAAGACAUGGCACAUUUCCCAGCAACUACGUAAAGAUGAUCGAGUAAAGAAAAAGUGGAUAUACCUAAGCAGCGAGGUUACGACAGGCGAUCUACGAUGACGACUCCUUCUGAGCUCCUGAACGCACCCGCGUGCAUAAGCAUACGAAGAGGACCACAGCAUAAGCCACAUGACCGUACUGGCCCUACUUAGGCAAACCAGGGUUGCUAUGUUCAUUGGGUUUUUACGACUUUUCUUGCGCUAUCUUCCCCCGUUGUUUUUAUUUCGGCGUUUUCUUUUCUAACGAUGACAUGCAUGGAAUUGGGUUUGCUUUCGUGUUUCUACGUUUCUACAUCUCUUUUGGGCGUUUUUGGGCUUUUCAUCAUGGCGGAGGAUCAGCAAUUUUAGUGAUGUUCCAGGUUGAGGUAUAUUUGGAUUGAGUGAAAGGCGAGAAGGGCGAUUUUUGGUCUCAUCAGACUGCGCAGCGGCACGUGUUUGGAAAGCAAGCAGAGACGUUGGACCGAAUUGGACCCUGAUGCAGAAUAUUAGGAUCAUCAUACCUCCAUUGUGCUUGAACGAAGACGGAAGAGAAAUGAUAUACCGUGAAUUCUUGUUUGUAUUAUUCACCACCUGAACGUCUCCCAUCUCUCAAGGAUGCAAUCUCGGCGGUCAAGAAACGGCUUUACCUACAAUGUUGUGAACAGAAAAAUAUCAUCAGCACUUCAGCAAACAAGUCAUGGAGCGCACACAAAAUUAAACGGUACUAGGCGUUGUAUGCAAAAUGUCAUAUAUACC
Molecule: messenger RNA, 2488 nt
Organism: Neurospora crassa OR74A
Lineage: Eukaryota; Fungi; Ascomycota; Sordariomycetes; Sordariales; Sordariaceae
Product: DUF500 and SH3 domain-containing protein
Exons: 4
Coding region: 520-1761 (413 amino acids)
Biological process (GO): actin cortical patch localization; actin filament bundle assembly
Cellular component (GO): actin cortical patch
Molecular function (GO): actin filament binding; phosphatidylinositol binding
Source: RefSeq, a predicted model, not a curated record